GUUCGGCGUUAUUUUCACACAAACAUGAUUGUACCACUGAUUUUCCAUACUUUGAGUCGCCCAUCAACUUUGAAAGAUGUCCCGAAAAGGUCUUCGAGAAAGGUUGAAGAACGGAGAGUCAUUAGUUGUAGCCGAAGGCUACAUUUUUGAAUUUGAAAGACGUGGCUAUCUGAAGUCCGGAAGUUUUGUUCCGGAAGUGGUGCUUGAACAUCCGGAACUUGUGAAGUCUUUACACGAAGAGUACGUUCGCUCCGGAAGUGAUGUUGUCCUUGCAUUUACGUACUAUGCACACAGAGAGAAACUUAAGUUGGUCAACAGAGAAGCAGACCUAAAAGCAAUGAAUAUGAAGGCUCUUCAAAUUGCGCGGGAAGUAGCAGACGAGACUGGUACAUUGAUGGCGGGAAAUAUUUGCAACACUACCGUGUACAAAAGGGAUGACGAGGAUGCAAUAAACAAAGCACGGAACAUGUUCAAGGAACAAAUAGAGUGGGCAGUGGAAGGACGAGCUGACUUCAUCGUGGCGGAGACGUUUGGAGAAUUCGGAGAGGCAAUACUGGCCCUGGAAUGCAUCAAACAGUAUGGAAAUGGCUUACCAUCAGUAGUUACUAUGUCACUUCCUAUGACGCUAAAUAUGCAUGAUGGGAUACCUGUUGAUGAAGCUUGCAGACGUUUAGAAGAAGCUGGUGCGGAUGUCGUGGGUUUGAAUUGCGGACGAGGUCCUGAAACGAUGGUCGAACCCCUAAAGAUUAUCCGCAAAGCUUGCAAGGGACCUAUUGCAGCCUUACCAGUGCCCUACAGAACAAAUGAAAACCAAGUGACCUUCUUCUCACUGACUGUACCGGGCACAGAAAAAAUGGCGUUUCCUCUAGACUUGUCUUCCUGUUACUGUACACGAGAGGAAAUUCGGAAGUUUGCUGAGGAGAGCAAAAGCAUUGGUGUUCAGUACGUCGGCCUUUGUUGUGGUAAUGCACCACACUUCCUGAGAGAGGUUGCGGCAGUGUAUGAGAAGCCAGCGCCCGCCCUGAAGUACUCUCCUGAAAUAGAAAAGCAUUUCAUCUUCGGAGACGAAAAGAAGAACGACCCUUACUACACACAGACUUACAAGAAAAAAAUCACCCAGAAAUAAACUUAUUGAUCACUUAUUCGAA
Molecule: messenger RNA, 1148 nt
Organism: Magallana angulata
Lineage: Eukaryota; Metazoa; Mollusca; Bivalvia; Ostreida; Ostreidae
Product: S-methylmethionine--homocysteine S-methyltransferase BHMT2-like
Exons: 7
Coding region: 77-1126 (349 amino acids)
Molecular function (GO): zinc ion binding; methyltransferase activity
Source: RefSeq, a predicted model, not a curated record